This is a messenger RNA of Acanthoscelides obtectus, 917 nucleotides long. Lineage: Eukaryota; Metazoa; Arthropoda; Insecta; Coleoptera; Chrysomelidae. The record is from the annotation of a GenBank genome assembly.
GUUCCGUACUGUCAGACUGACGAAGCUAGUUAUUAGCUGAGUUACAUCGCUGUACGUUGCGAAAGGGUAUAUUUCAAUUUACUUAUAAUGGAAAAGGUAACGAAGAAAAGAAAACGUCGAUCUAACUUCACUCAAGAAGAAAUCGAAAGACUGGUAACUCUCGUCAAUAUAAGGAAGGACGUUAUAGAAAGUAAGAGGAAUGAUUCUGCAAUUUGGGUGGAGAAAGAGGCAGCUUGGAAGGAAGUCGAGAGGCAAUUUAACUCCGUCGGAGGCAAAGAGUAUCGUGAGGCUAAGCAGCUGAGGUUUAAGUACGAUGCUGUGAGGCGAGGGACAAGAAGAAGAGUCAAAAAUGUUCAAGGGUGCAAUACUUCUGCUAGUUUGACGUUAGCAACUGGAGAAAAGAAGUUGUUUGAUAACGUGCCAAUAACUGCGGAUUUAGAAGACGAUGUUGAUGCUGUUCCAUUAGCUAGUCAACCUCCAGCUAUAGAUUAUGCUGCUAGAAAUGACUGCGACUCACAAUCAGACCGGGCAGAAUCAGAAAAUGCUCCAACACUGAUUACAGGGAAACCAGAGUUGCAUGAGGAAGUAGAUAUAAAACCGACAGUGUUGUUGGAAAGAUAUGAUGAUAAACCCAUAGUAAGAGAUCCUGUCGAUAAGCUUGCAGAAGCAAAGCUGGAGAUACUGAACUUACACAAGGCUAUAUUAGAACAAGAGUUAGCACAGAAACGGGAAGAGUUUGUACAUAAGAAGAGGCUUUACGAAUCUGUAGGAGUACUGAAUUUCCUAAAAAUGAAAAUACUCAUGACGGAACUGGAAAAGCCAAAUAAUGGAAUGCAUAUGUAAAUUAUCUGUACUGCAAAUGCGUGUAGUUUGUAAUUUGAGGUGCUUUGUUGAGUUUCUCGUUUGAAAUAAAACAU